This is a messenger RNA of Sardina pilchardus (European sardine), 2030 nucleotides long. RefSeq names its product cytochrome P450 2K1-like. Gene Ontology annotation, biological process: xenobiotic metabolic process. The transcript has 9 exons. The record is from RefSeq and is a predicted model, not a curated record. NCBI's taxonomy places the organism in Eukaryota, Metazoa, Chordata, Actinopteri, Clupeiformes, Clupeidae. Bases 310 to 1845 code for a protein of 511 amino acids. Gene Ontology annotation, molecular function: heme binding; iron ion binding; oxidoreductase activity, acting on paired donors, with incorporation or reduction of molecular oxygen, reduced flavin or flavoprotein as one donor, and incorporation of one atom of oxygen. Gene Ontology annotation, cellular component: cytoplasm; intracellular membrane-bounded organelle.
UUCUAUAGGCCUUAUCUGCCUCUAUACGACGCAAUAGUCUUAAUACGUGCUAAAAGUUUAGGCUUCUGCUUUGUGUAAGGCAAAGGUCGAACGAAUAGCCUACCUUAAAUGAAAACAGCUGUGGCAUUUCAGGGGAAAACACCUUAAAUGCCACGAUAGUCUAGGUCUAUUCGAUAGUCACACUGGAAUAACCUGUUUCAGUAAUUUUUCUUAGCUACAAUUGAGACACGUUCCGAUGUAGCCAGUAGCCUACACCUGCCCAACAUUCCGUUUAUCAAUCGUUUGUUUGUUUGUUUGCUUGCUUGCAAUAUGGCUAUUUUGGAGGGACUUUUGGUGCCCUGCACAUUAGCUUUACUUUGUGUUGUGGUGUUCGCCUGUCUUGAGUUUUUCGCUUCUGACACUCAAAGGAAGGGAAAGGAACCUCCUGGUCCCAGGCCCGUCCCCGUCUUGGGAAACCUGCUGCAGUUGAACCUCAAUAGGCUCUACGAGGGACUUUAUGAGCUAUCCAAAAAACAUGGAUCUGUUUUUACCUUUCAUUUUGGCCCCAAGAAAGUGGUAGUCUUGGCAGGAUACAAAACUGUCAAAGAAGCCCUUGUAACCCAUGCAGAGGAGUUUGGGAAUAGAGACAUUGUGCCCAUCUUCCAUGAUUUCAACAAAGGACAUGCAGGGAUAUUAUUUUCCAAUGGAGAAACAUGGAGAGACAUGAGACGAUUUGCGCUCAGUACAUUACGGGAUUUCGGAAUGGGCAAGAGAGUCAUUGAGGAGAAAAUCAAAGACGAGACUCAAUACCUUACAGAAGUGUUUCAACAUUUUAAUGGUGCUGCAUUUGAUACCUCCCAGCCAGUGAAUUAUGCCGUCUCCAACAUCAUCUCUGCCAUUGUGUAUGGAAACCGCUUUGAUUAUGCAGACCCUCAGUUUAAGGUCCGUGUCAACAGGGCCAACGAAAGUGUUGCAAUCACCGGCUAUGCAUCAAUACAGGUUUAUAACAUCUUUCCUUGGCUGCGUCCCUUUCUCUGGAGCUGGAGACGUCUGAUGAAGAAUGUGCAUGAUGAUUUUGAGGAGAUUAGAGGCCUGGCCAGGAGACGGCAAGAGAGUUUGAACCCUCAAGACUGCCAGGGCUUCAUUGACUCCUUCCUGAUCCGGAAAGAGAGCGCUGAGGCAGUGGGCAACAAGGACUCCCUUUUCCAUGAGGACAACCUGGUGUACUGUGUUGCUAACCUGUUUGCGGCCGGCACAGACACCACAGGGACUACGCUGCGCUGGGGGCUUCUGCUUAUGGCCAAAUACCCUCAAAUCCAAGACCGAGUGCAGGGGGAGAUUGACCGGGUAAUUGGUGGGCGACAGCCUGUGGCUGAGGACAGGAGGAGCCUCCCUUACACCAACGCCGUGAUCCACGAGACCCAGAGAGUCGCCAACAUCGUGCCCAUGAGUAUACCCCACUCCACCAGCUGUGACGUCCACUUCCAGGGCUAUUUCAUCAAGAAGGGCACACCUGUUAUUCCUCUGCUCACAUCAGUGUUGAGGGAUGAAGCUGAAUGGGAGAAACCCUCUUCAUUUCACCCAGAGCAUUUCCUGGAUGACAAGGGGCAGUUUGUCAAAAGAGAUGCCUUCUUGCCUUUCUCAGCAGGGCGUAGGGUGUGUCUGGGCGAGAGUCUGGCCAAGAUGGAGCUCUUCCUCUUCUUCACCACUCUUCUGCAGCACUUUCGCUUCACGCCGCCCCCUGGAGUUUCGGAGGACGAGUUGGACCUGACGCCCACGGUGGGAUUCACCCUCACCCCCUCCCCCCACAAGCUAUGUGCAGUUUCAAGGCGCCAUAUUUAUAACAACGCAGGAGACUCCAGUUGAAGUGAUAAAUUGAAGAGACUGAAGUCUAUGGACAUUGAAGAUUUUGCAACUGUUUUAUGCUAAUUAGCUGUAUACAAUGACUUUUUACUUUUAUACUUUCUUACUGUACUAUUUUGAAGCAAAGAUGUGUUGUAAAAUGUUAUUGCAAAUAUAUUAUGUUUAAAAUAAAAAUUGGUUCUCAGGUU